CGCGCUGGCGCCGACAAUGGAACGAAGCCCACAGGCCCGCGAGAACCCUAGCAAAGAAGCCCCUCCUCCUCUCUCUAUCCGGCCGCACCCUCGCCACCGCGCCUCCCCUCCCCAAAACUUGGCCCCGCCUCCUGCCGCCACCCUCCGUCCUCGCCGCGCCUCCGCCGUUCCGCCCCGGGUUUUCAGGUCGCCGGCCUUCGCCCCGUCAGCCAGCCGUCGCGUCCAUGGCGGAGGUAGCGCCCGUCGAUGUAAGAAUCCAGCAGCUCUCGCAACUUAUUAGAGCCACAGGCCUUCCCAUGCAUCGCAGCUUACUGACACGGUCGUUGGUUCUGUCUUUGUUUUGCUUGCAGCAGGGGAAGAAGGAGGAGGAGGAGUUCAGCACGGGGCCCCUCUCCAUUCUCAUGCUCAGCGUCAAGAACAACACUCAGGUGCUUAUCAACUGCAGGAACAACAAGAAGUUGCUUGGUCGCGUGAGGGCAUUUGAUCGUCAUUGCAACAUGGUUCUUGAGAACGUCAGGGAGAUGUGGACUGAGGUUCCAAAGACUGGUAAAGGCAAGAAGAAGGCUCUCCCGGUGAACAAGGACAGGUUCAUAAGCAAGAUGUUCCUCCGUGGGGAUUCGGUCAUCAUCGUCCUCAGGAACCCGAAAUGAGUUUGACGACUCGGCGUAAACCAGAAGAGCCUCUUUUCUCUAUGCUGCUGUUAGUUUGUAUGCCGAAUGCUCUGGAUCUGGGAGUGUGUAAGACAGUUAUCAAGCAAGCAUUGCCUGUACUGAUUAAUGGUUUGGUGCUGUAGUCUGGAUGUAAUGAAUUCACGUCUUUUGUAGUAUCUAAUCUAACAACGUGCACUGGUAGCCUCUGUUCGGAUCAUCAAUAUGUCUGCUGGAGAGAGUUUUCAGUUUCA
Messenger RNA from Aegilops tauschii subsp. strangulata, 901 nucleotides. RefSeq lists its product as uncharacterized. Gene Ontology annotation, biological process: RNA splicing. Gene Ontology annotation, cellular component: small nuclear ribonucleoprotein complex. The record is from RefSeq and is a predicted model, not a curated record. Lineage: Eukaryota; Viridiplantae; Streptophyta; Magnoliopsida; Poales; Poaceae. Gene Ontology annotation, molecular function: RNA binding.